GAUAGUGUAGCCCAGUCUCCAUGGACGCGCGUAUCCCGUUUUAUGGCUACUACUCAGACGAUCAUUGAAUUCGCCGAAGGAAGAGCCCCCAGACCAACGGAUAAGAUAGUCUAUGUAUGCGGAGCAUUUGACAUGUUUCACAUCGGGCAUCUGUCAUUUUUGGAGGAAGCAGCAAAACUUGGCGACUACUUAAUCGUUGGUAUCCUCAAUGAUCAACCAGUCAACGAGGUUGUAAUUGGAGCCCCGUACUGUGUGACUGACGAUAUUAUCGACAGAUUUAACAUAUCGAUCGUUUGCCAGGGAAGUCGCGUUCCCCAUCACGAUCGCUCUGGUAAUGAUCCCUUUGAAGCGCCAAAAAGAAGAGGUAUUUAUCGUGAAGUGGACUCGGGCAGCGAUAUGACAACCGAAAAAAUCAUCGAGAGGAUUAUCGAACACAGGUAUGAACAUCACCUAUUUCCUCAACGUUCGUUUCUGCAUGGUAGCAGAUACAUGUCACCAUGA
This is a messenger RNA of Cylicostephanus goldi, 501 nucleotides long. The record is from the annotation of a GenBank genome assembly. Lineage: Eukaryota; Metazoa; Nematoda; Chromadorea; Rhabditida; Strongylidae.